This is a messenger RNA of Parasteatoda tepidariorum (common house spider), 3653 nucleotides long. RefSeq names its product BCAS3 microtubule associated cell migration factor. Gene Ontology annotation, cellular component: cytoplasm. The record is from RefSeq and is a predicted model, not a curated record. Gene Ontology annotation, biological process: autophagy; response to starvation. Gene Ontology annotation, molecular function: protein binding. Lineage: Eukaryota; Metazoa; Arthropoda; Arachnida; Araneae; Theridiidae.
UCCUAAAUUGAAGCUCAACUUAAAAGUGUUAGAUCAUGCUUACGAACUGUGCCAAGCGCCAUCUAUAUGUUAUAUCCAUGGGAAUAACUGUUCUGGAUCACAAUUGAGCUUUUACGGUUACAAUCAAAACAAGUUUGUUGCGCUUUGAAAUUAUAUAGUUCCUAGAGAUGGCAACAUUAGAUGCUUACAGCUGUUUUACAGACUGUUUUUAUUUUCCUUUUGUAAGCGUCUAACACAGAGUAAUAAUACUCACUAAUUUAAUUUUAUUCUUCAAUUUUCUAUGGUUCUAAAGUUUUAAUGGCUGCGGAAACAACAAGACGUGGGCCUAAAUCUACAGGAUUGAUAAUCAGACCUCAAGGAGUUAGUGAUAAAUCUUAUGUUGAAAGUGUUGUUGGAUUCAUACAUGAAGUUGUUCCCCAGGGUAAACAAGGAGAAAAAGAAGUUAUUUUGUGGGUGAAAUUUGACUACUGUGAUAUUAAUGAUUAUAAUUUGAUCCGUGAAGAAGGAGAACAUAACGCAAAUCAUCCUCCACUUUUACUCAUUCUUGGAUAUACAAAUGGAGUUCAAAUAUGGUGUAUUCCAGCCAGCGGAGAAGCACAGGAAGUUCUUUCUUGGCGUGAAGGACCAGUUAAAUUUUUAAAACUCUUGUCUUCACCAGAAUCUGCUCCAUCUUUAAAGGAUCGUUUUGUUGCUAAUCGUCCUUUGGUUGCCAUAUGUGAUAGCACUAGCGCUGGAGAGCAAUUUUGCUCUCUUAAUUUUAUCUCAUUAAAAUCUGGAGACAGAGUUGAUUGUAUUAAAUUUUCAAGUCAAAUAGCGGAUGUAAAAUGUUCUAAAAGAGUCAUUGCUGUUGUUUUUCAAAACAAAGUAGUAGUUUUUGAUGCAUAUACACUAAAGGAGACUAUUCAAAUCACUAGCUGUUAUACAACUCCAGGAUUUGCUGUUAACCCUGUUGCUUUAGGAACAAGAUGGGUUGCAUUUGCAAACAAAAAGCUGGUGUCAGUUCAUCAGAGUGGAGGUGGAAUGGCUGGAGAUGGUGUGCAAUCCUAUGCUGCAACAAUUAUCCAUGCUGCCAAGACAAUUACCAAAGGUUUAACUAUGUUUGGAGAAACAGUAGCAAGUAGCCUUGGUGGUCCAAAGCUUGGAAGUAAAUCAUCUACUGUGAAAAAUGAUCCAAAAAAUUCAAAAGAUAGUCAACCUGGAAUUGUUACUAUUCUAGAUACUCUUGCUGUUAAUGGUGAAGUUAAUAUUGAUGAAGACAGUGAGGGAGAUGGCAUCAUUGCCCAUUUUCCUGCCCAUGCUAAUGAACCAGUUGCUGCUUUAGAGUUUGACCCAAGCGGCAUGCUUUUAUUCACGUCUUGUCGAUUAGGCCACAGCUUUCACGUUUUCAGAAUAUUUCCACAUCCUGCUAGCUCAGCUAUGGGUGCAGUGCACCACCUCUAUACUCUGCAUCGUGGUGAAACAACAUCUAAAGUCCAAGAUGUUGCCUUUUCCUUAGAUAGUCGCUGGAUCUCAGUAAGCACUAUGAGGGGUACUACUCACAUUUUUCCAAUUACUCCAUACGGCGGACCAAUUACAGUCAGAACACAUACUUCCCCAAGAGUUGUAAAUAGAUUAAGUAGAUUUCACCGAAGUGCCGGUUUAGAGGAAAUUCAACAAUCUCCUUCAACUGGAAGAAACAGUCCUGUGCUUUCUGGCAGUCCUAGCUCUUCUGCGAGUAAUUUGGCUAGAGCUUAUGAUACUCAUCCAAGCAUGGCUUAUCAGACUGGCGUAAUGAGCCGUAUGGGUAACUCAAGAUUGCCCCCUUAUCCUCAUCCUACGACUAUCCAACCUUUGGCACAGUUAAAGCAAGUCAUUACAUUUCCUCUGGCCGGAGGAGCCGCUCCUAAAAGUCCCGGGAAGGAAAAAACUUACAAAAGAAAUUCUCUGUCUUCAGAAAUUAUGUGUGUGUCUUCUGCAUUUGCACCACCACGUGCUUGGCUGGUCGGUAGUCCUAGUUUAACACGUGAUAAGAGAGAUAAACCAGCUAUGGAUUCCCUCUUCAUUAUCAAUUGGAUGGGGAUUUUAACAGAAUAUGUUAUGGAACCAAGACCAUCCUCCACUGCACCAAAAACCGAUGAUUCUCCUAUAGAGUUAGAGGUCACUGCUCAUGCUCAGUGGAAUCUUUUGAGGCUACCCUCUUCUGUUGAAAUCCAACCUCCACUUCCCAACACAAAUCCUCUUAUGUUUACUCCUGAUAUGUUUCAGUCCCAAGAAAACAGAAGAAAAUCCAGUAAGGAUGAUUCUGGUCUUAGUCCUAAGGAUUUGAAGUCUGCAGAGUUGGAAGAAAGCUGGCUUUCUGAAGUAGAAAUUAUAACUCAUGCAGGACCUCAUAGAAGACUGUGGAUGGGACCUCAAUUUUCCUUUCAGACUUUCCAGCAUUCAUCUAAUACUACAGUUCUUUCAUCCAAUUCUUCAGCUUUGCUCUCUCAAAGCCCAGAUAGUCAAACUCCCUUGACCCCUGAUAUUUUCACGGAAGAACUUGAAGUCCAGAGCUUGCGCCCAGCUCGCUCUAAUCCAGUUGCAAUGCCUGGAAGUCACCAGUCUUCCUCUGGUUCACCCGGUUCACUUUUAUUUAUUGAAGCUAGCUCUGGGAGUUUUGAACAACUACCUAGCAUGUUGGAAGUGUGUGGUAGCUGGCCUGAUAACUGUCCAAGCCUCACCCCUAGUAAAGGCAGGGAAGAACAGUUAAAAGAAAGCCUAGCUGAUGCUAUGAUUGAAGACCCUUUUGAUGCUCUGCGAAGUGGAAGAUGUUCAGACUCGAGAAAAAAUUUUCUUUCAGAUUUUCAGGGUAGUUGUGAAGAACUAAGCUCUAGUAGUUCUCAUUCUGGUUCUGUCAGUCACUGUUAUGAUGCCAACGCAUAUCCUCAAAGUUUGGAUCACACUCUGGUCUUUCCUUCUAGUCGUGGAUCCCCGGAUUCAUCAUAACUUCAUAUUCAAACUACUACCUACAGCCAUUUUUGUGAUUUAAAAUUUUGAACAACGAUGAACUCUUUUUUAAUCUUCCACCAAGCAUUUUUUAAAAGGAAUUCUUUGGGUCCACAACUCCAAUUUUGCUCAAGCUGAAAGUUCUUUUAAAUAAUAUUUUAAAUGGUGAUUUUAAGCAGAUUCAUUUUUCUCUUAAACUGAUAAAAAAGCGAAAUGCAAUUUAUACUUACAAUGUAACAUAUACUUCUAUUUAUAUUCUUAUUAUAAGCAUCAUUAGUGUAAAUACUGCUCAUCAUCAUCACUUUUAUUAUAAUUGGUAUAUAAUUCGAAUGGUUAAGAUUUGAAUUUUAUAUUUUUUGUUUUAACUAAUGUCAACGUUUUUAUUAUUGUAUUUUUGUGCUAUUUAACUUCAAAUCUCUUAUCUUGAGUGAUCUUUUUAAAGUGUAUUUUAUUUGUAUGUGUGCAUCAAAUGGCAAACUUUCUAAUAUUAGAUAUUUAAUUAUCAUAAAAUAUAAAUUAAAUUUUUUGAGUGUAAAUGUUAAGUCAUUUGAAUAUUGCUUGUUCUGCAAUUUAAUUUCUUAGUUUCUAUUCUUUGUGUCUGAAUUGUAUGAACAAUUCUUUUGUCAAAUCUUCUAACAUUUUUUCGUUAUUUUGCUCGGUUGUACUAUUUUUCUUUCAAUCCUUAAUCA